Molecule: messenger RNA, 7421 nt
Organism: Danio aesculapii
Lineage: Eukaryota; Metazoa; Chordata; Actinopteri; Cypriniformes; Danionidae
Gene: magixb
Product: membrane-associated guanylate kinase, WW and PDZ domain-containing protein 1
Exons: 18
Coding region: 1-4410 (1469 amino acids)
Biological process (GO): signal transduction
Cellular component (GO): cytoplasm
Molecular function (GO): protein binding
Source: RefSeq, a predicted model, not a curated record
AUGUCUAAGGUUGCAGUAAAGAAGCUGCACUGGCGGUCCAAAGUGCAGGAGAACUUUGUCCCGCUGGUCGGCAGCUCUGGAGAGUUGGGGAUAGCCAUCGGAGGCGGGGCUGAUUAUGGAGAAUUCCCAUUUGUCACGGCUGCACCAGGGGGCGGGAUCACAGUUGGCGAUAUCAUCUUAGAAAUCGGAGGGACUCCUGUUUUGGGCCUGACUUUAGGAGAUGUGCGUGGACUUCUCAACUCCUGCCCUCAUCCGAUCCGCAUCAAGACUGUUUCUCCAGGCUCAACUCUAUGCAAGGAUCUGAGAUUAUACUUGAGCAAAUGUUUCACACCAGGUUCUAUGGACAGUCAGCUCCAGCAGGUGAUCCGAGAAAACCUCUACCUGAGAGCCGUGCCAUGUACAACUAGACAGCCACGAGACGGUGAGAUCUCUGGGGUCGACUAUAACUUUGUCUCAGUUGAAGAGUUCUUCUCGCUGGAGGAGUCGGGGGCAUUGUUGGAGAGUGGAAAGUUCAAAGAAAAAAAGAACGGCUUCGAAUCACUUGAGGGAAACUACUACGGAACUCCUCGUCCGGUUCACAUUGGUCCUGAUAGCCCUCCCAUCAGCUACCAGGAGCACCGCAACCUGCUGAGAAACUUCCGCACUCGCAGUAAAUCUCUCAGCAACCUGGAGAAAGCAGGAGAAGAGGGCGACAACAGCGAGGAGGACUCAGGUCUAUCAGGUGGUUCAGCCGGGGCGAGCAGUGUCCCUGUCCACACGUCAUCCCCCAGCCAAUCACGAAACUCAAGAGGUGGAAACACCAGUGCCUUGGAGAAUGGGCUCGGACCCCGUAGAGGAGCACGGGUGAGAGGGUCUGAAAACUGGGAGAUGAUGUACAGCGACUCAGGGAAUGCCUAUUACAAAGACCAUCAUCUAAAGCCAUCGCCCUGGCUCAAUCGCAGAGCUCACAGCAGAGACAAUGUCUGUAUGCCCGAAUACAUUUCACAUUCAUGCAUUUGGCAGUCACUUACAGACUUACAGUCACAAUGUGUUCAAGUGGCAGAGUUUACAGACCAGCCGAGUGAACUGAGAGGUUUCUCCGUCCACACUCGUCUAGUUAAAGGCGCACGGGGCUUCGGUUUCAACAUAGUGGGAGGCAGUAGGAGGAGAGAGUUCCUGCAGAUCUACAGCAUCACUCCCGGAGGACCUUCAACCCUGAACACAGCGGACAUCCUGGUCUACAUCAAUGAUACAUGUGUACUCGGCUACUCUCACAAAGAUGUCGUAGAAAUUUUAAAAGCCAUCCCUAUUGGUCAUACUGUGGACAUCAUGGUCCGAAGAGGCUACCCAAUGCUCUAUAACUCAGAAGGCUGUCCAAAGAUGUCCAAUCCUAGGCUGACGGCAUCCCAAAACCAGUCACCACAUCUACCUCCACCAACCACAACCCAACCCCAGGCCCAGGCUCCUCUCCCAUAUGCACAGCUUCACCUCAACCACAAUGGGCCCCCGUGGGCUGACUUUGACAGGGGGUCUUCAAGGAAUCUCAGAGUGCGAGCUUCAAGGUUCAGCCUGGAUGCUAAUGGAAAUUCACCUCCAUUUGCUUCACCUCCAAGACCUCCGUCAUCGUACCAGGGCUCCAACGGGUAUGGGAGUGGGUUUUUGAGACCGCCACGCACUGCGAGAAGCAUACGGAGGUUGCAGAGCGCAGAACUAGCCAGCCAGAGUGACAGCGAGGUGGUGUCUGCUAUUGGAUCCCACAGGGCCUCGUUUAUCCGUAACCACAACAACAACUCUCUCUCCACUCCGCCACCUCUCCGCCUGCACUCCUUCAAAUCUUCAGAGAGUGACCUUUCCUCAAGUACUCCACCGCCCAUAUCUCGAUUACCUCUACCCCAUACUGAACUAAGCCCAGGUCCUGUCUCCUUUUCCCCUGGAGGUGGAAGACGCUACUCGCAUUUACGUAAACCUCAGAAUUCAAUGCUAACCCCACCAAGCAGCGUCCAUUCAGACGGCCCUUACUUCACCUUCAACGGGACAGCCAGCGCCAGCAGCGGCAGCCCCAACAGCAGCAUUCCUUCACCCGGAGCCCUGAGCGCCGUCAUAGGCAGUGGUGUUGGAGGAAUGGCGGCUGGUGGAGAAUUGGUGCCUGUUGCAUUGGCUAAAUGCGAGAGGGGCAGCAAUAUGGGGUUCAGUGUGACGGCAGGAGGGCACGGAGGCAGACAGACCCUUGUGAAGAAAGUCUGGGACCACAGACAGUGUAAUGGGCUGCAGUCUGGAGAUGCUGUUGUGAAGAUCAAUGGAGCUGAUGUACAGAGUCUCAGCUUUGCACAGGUCCAAAGGAUUUUGCAAGAACACACUAAAAAAGGAGAGGUUAUUCUGCUGGUUUACAGGGGCCCCUCAAAUUACUCCAAUUCGCCCAAUUCUGUGCGAAGGCUAACUCCUCCCCCUCCUCGCUCCGCUUCUGACUCUGAAGUACCUUUUACUGACUCCAUGCCAUUAUCUCGUAACUCUCUGACUCCGCCAUCUCCAGCGCUUGUGCGCUCUUCAUUGGUCCAGAGCACCAGCUUCCUGGAUUCUGUACCUGUCACUCUCACACUGGAGCCACGGGAUUGGAUGAGCUCAGAGGAUGGAGGGACAGUGCUCAGUCCCAGAGUGAAAACAGAGGAGAAAGAGCAGCCCCCAGCGCUGCGGGGCUAUGAGGUGGAGCUGAAGAGGAAACCAGGUGAAGGAUUUGGAUUCGUUAUCGCCUCUCAGGAUGUGGAAAAUGUCAAAGCGGUGUCUCUGCUGCCGCACAGGUUUGUGACGGUGCGCAGAGGAAGCCCAGCAGCACGCAGUGGUCAGAUCAGGCCUGGCGAUCGUUUGGAGGCUGUGGACGGCAGAUCAGUGGUCAAUUUACCUCAUAGGGAGCUGGCUCAGAUCCUGAGGAGAGCUGGAAACACUCUACGCUUGACCAUCGUACCUCGCGCCAGUGCUCAUUCCUCAGAGCGAGCAGAUUAUGACCCUGAUUAUAAAAACAGGAAAACUCACAAGUCAAAACCAAAGCAGGAUGCCACGCGGUACUACAGUGUGGAACUGGAGCGGGGUCCCACUGGAUUCGGCUUUAGUCUGAGAGGAGGAAGUGAAUACAACAUGGGCCUAUAUGUGCUGGGACUGAUGGAAGGAGGACCGGCCUCACGCAGCCACAAAAUACAGGUGAGUGAUCAGUUGGUGGAGAUCAACGGAGACAGCACAGCAGGAAUGACACACAGUCAAGCAGUGGAGCAGAUCAGGACUGGAGGAAGCAGGAUUCACCUCGUUUUCAAAAGAGGAAACGGAUACGUCCCUGACUACGACCGUGAUCACAUCACAGCCGUCUCCUCCUCACCCCAGCCCCUUCAGUCGAGUUUGGCUGCAGUGAGCCACCGCCGAGCUCAACGGGACGCCACAUCCAGCCUUCAAAAACCAGAGAAGACCAACCGAGGGCGGAGAGAACCGAGGGAGAGGAGUGACGGAGGAGACCGCGAGAGCCCUGAAAGACUCAAGGGUGACCGUCAGGGCAGAAGGCGAAGGUCAAAAGACGACAGAAGGAGACGAAGGUCAUAUAGCUUGCCUAGAAACACACUAAGAAGACACAGCGAUCAAAGCAUGAAGGUUGAAAAGGUUGAAAGAAAUGGGAGAGAGAUGGAGAAAGGUAACAAGAGGAAGGUGGACAGGUCAAAACGAAGCAAGAGUGAGGAGAGGGUGAGAGAAAGAAAGAGCGAAGGAGAUGAGAGUAAGAACACACAAACCAUCAAUAAACACAGACUUCCUGAGCCCAAACUGCAGUGGGAGGAAAAUGAGGAGGAGGAGUGGGAUGGAGAGACUGAGCAAGAGUGGACGAGAGAGAGAGAAAGGCUGAAAGACAAAAAACGGGAGAGGGAGGAGAUAACGUCUCUUGAUUCAGAGAGCGACGGGGAAUUGGAAAGUGAAAAUGAGAGUAAGAUGAAUGUGGAAGCGCUUGAGUGGGAGACGAACAAAAAAAACCAUCAAGACAUUUCUGAGGAAUUGAACAGAGAGCAAGAUACAAGUUUCCAUAAGCGCUUGCCUUAUUUGGGCAUUCGUGUACUUCCUUCAGACAUUCAGUCCCGCCCUCUUAGACGCAUUUCAGACCACUCAUUGGAGGAGCCUGUAGGAAACAAUGCAUUUAAUAGGACGCCGUUUGCUUUCCUCACAACUGAGCAGUCUGAUUACGCAGAGUCCGAGUCAGGAGCCAGUGUGUCUGAGUGUAGCAUAUCGGCAGCCAGUAUCUCUGGUCUAUCAGUGUAUAUGACUGAAAGGUGUCAUUUGAAUAGCAUACACAAUUCCCCGGAGGCCUUACUUCCAGGCCUGUGGUUAAAACCCAGCUUGGAGAGACUCAUUAGAGAGGGUGAGGAGAUCAGGAUGAUGGGGAAAGGUGGAGGAACCGAAUGUUGAUUUACUGUCUGUUGCUGUCUGAAUAGCUACUUACACUGGUGUAUUACCUCAUGUUUAGGUUUAAAGUGGCAAUAAAAAGGAAGUAGCAAGAGAUGGUUUAUUGUGAAUUCUGAAUGAAUCUAAUAAUGGAAAGGUUGAGUUCAAGGAGUGGAGGCAGAUCAGAAUCUUAACUUGCUUUCGAUUAUAAGACAAAGGUAAUGAAUGUGGAUGAAGUGUUUAGAAAGAGAGAAAUGUGACAGUUGUUCCACAGGAAGUUUAAGUAAGGACAUUUUUAUUUAUAAUCAUGAGGAAAAAGGCCAGGACUUACCAAGACAAUGGUCAAGCUCUCUUCGCCUCUAGUCAUGUUAAGGUCAGAGGGAGUUAGCCUGAAUUAGAGUUGGCAAGUAGAAUUGGGAUUGACCAUCAUUGAAAGAGUGCUGUGAUUGGCUGUUCAGCUACGAAUAAGAGCGUGAGAACAAAAACUGAAGUAACGAAACUAAGUAAAUGUCACAGGUCAUGCGGAAACAAAAAAAAUGGCUGUCAUGUUGUCAUUAUUUAGAUGUCAGACAUAUUUUCAUGAGCAAAUCCGUAUGUGUUGACGUAAACACGUAAACACGGUUUUGUUUAUGGUUUGUAUGCGUGCAGCACUAGUUCUGGUCUUGCUUUGUGGAAUGACAAUACAGAUACUGCCACCUACAGGUGUGGAAAGACGCAUCCUCUUAUGCAGAGUCAGAACACACACUCUUGUUUCAGUUGGCUGUCGUCAGUUUGGUGUGUUCACACUCAGCUUUUUGGUCCAGAAGGGACUAGACCUAGCCAACUAAAGGCCACAGCACAGUUUGUUUUAGUAGUUGCUAGUAAUUUGACGUCAACUUGAUAUGUUCCUGUUUUUUUUGAACAUCUGUGCUUCAUUUAUUCACAAUAAGAUCAAUGACAUACAUUUAGAAAUAAGAAAGGGUUAACUGUCUUUUAUACAGCAACUUUAGCUUAAGGUUUGUACAAAUCCCUCACCUUAAAUAUUCAGUACUCACAAGAGUAUCAUAAAAAAAAUAAGGUCACAUUUAAUGCUGUUCUGCAUAAUGUAUUGGUUGAAAUUUGAACCCAGUCUCAUUGUAAAUCCACUAAUCCAGACAAUGUUUUUGGAAAACUGCCACCCACAAUUGAUGUAAAUAUCCCCCCAACCUCCUCCCCACAAAAAACAAAACAAAAACAUGUAAAUAAAAAAUGCAUCUACACUGUAAGGAACGUCAAUCAAUUUGUGUUGGGAAAACAUUGAGGAAUGAAGUACAAUUUUUAGUUUCUAAAAAUUUAAGUACCGUAGAUUGAACAUAAAAGCAGUUAAGUUGUCCCCCCAAAAACUCAAAAAUUGUGUUGUUUCAGCUCAUUUUAAAUAAGUAGUUUGACCAAACAGCAAAAGCAAGCUUGAGUGUAGGACCACAGAACCAGUCAUAAGGGUCUUUUUUUUUUUCUUAAUAUGAGAUUACGUUAUAAGUUGAAUAAAUAAGCUUUCCAUUGUUUGUGUGGACUAGACAUUACUUGGCUGAGAUACAACUUGACAAUCUGGAAUUCGAGGGUUCAAACGAAUCAAAUUAUUGAGAAAAUUGUCUUUCGCUUAUUGUAGAUUGCGAAUUAAAAUGUUUUGUGGCUGUCCUACAAAGUCAGUGAGCUAAAUCGUUCACAUGCUGCAUCCUUGUACUUAUGACGCAGAGUUCUCAGGUAUCAGUCCUCUGAAUACUUAAGUGGGUGGCUCUUUUGACUUCAGCAUUAAGCAUUUUAAAUGCAUAUACAUUUAUACAUCAAGCAGGGGCUUAUGCAACCAGACUUGCAAAAGAGGAAAAUAACAAGCAGUUUGUGCCAACAGUUUCAUAGUACACAAUGCCAAGUUGCCAAAUUUCAAGUAGAAGUCUGUUUAGUGUACAACCAUUUAGAACAAGUUACCAACUGCAAAGAAUUCAGAAAAGGCAUCAUGGUUGUAUGUUUUGCACAAGCAAACACCAUUUACAGAAAAGUAGUAUAUUUUUCUCAUUUAAGUGUUUUUUUUUAACUCUCCCACUCCAGCUUGCUCUCUCAGGCCUACAGUAUCUCUCCCCUCUUCCACUUUGUCCUCCACAAAGAAAGUCUGCAGUUACAGUAUCAUCAAAACAUCUUUAUUUUUGCACCAGACUGUUUAUACAGUACAAUAUGUUGAACUUGUAUGCAACAAAAUGAUUGUGUGUGUUGGGUCAAAAAUUCUUUUUCAUGGUAGCUCAUGUAAACCAGAGAAAGACUAUGAUUACGUUUUAUUAGCUACAGAUCAGAUGCUGAAUGAUUAUUAUUAAAUGCUACUGUUCAAAAGUUUGAGGUCAGGAAAAUAAUUUACCAAAACAAUGACAAACAGUGUAUAACAGCAACUGUUUUCAGCAUUGAUUAGAAUAAGCAAUGUUUCCUGAGCCCCAAAUCAGCAUAUUAUAGUAGUUUCUGAUGGAUUGUCGGACACUGAGGACAAAACUAAUGGCUGUUGAAUUAGUUUUGUCAUUAUUAAAAUAAAUUUAAGUAAAUAUAGUAUUAAAAUGAAGUAAUUUUGAGCAAAUAGCAAUUAAUUAUCUUACCAACAGCAAACAUUUGAACAGUACUCAAUAGUUUAUAUUUGAAACAUUGAACAUUGAAUGAUUUUUGCAACACCUAUUGUGCUUGUUCCUUGAAACAGGCCCCAUCUCUGCUAAGUUGAUUUUAAAAGGAACGCUCCACUUCUUUUGGAAAUAGGGACAUUUUACAGGUCCUCUAAGGUUAAACAGUUGAGUUUAGCCAUUUUUGAACCCAUUCAGCCAAUCUCCAGCCCUGGCAGGAGCUCAUUUAGCUUAGCUUAGCAUAAUUCAUUGAAUUGGAUUAGACCAUUAGCAUCACAUUUUUUAAAAAUCAAAAGUUUUUUGAAACUUUUAAUGUUCCAUCAGUCUUAGUACAUGAUGUAACUACAGAAUAAUCACGCUUUAAAUUAGAUAAUUCUAUAAUUUUUUUUUUUAUUUUAACCAAUGCUAAUGGUCUAAUCAAAUUUA